This is a messenger RNA of Brassica oleracea var. oleracea, 911 nucleotides long. RefSeq names its product 60S ribosomal protein L19-1-like. Gene Ontology annotation, molecular function: RNA binding; structural constituent of ribosome. The record is from RefSeq and is a predicted model, not a curated record. The transcript has 5 exons. Gene Ontology annotation, biological process: translation. Lineage: Eukaryota; Viridiplantae; Streptophyta; Magnoliopsida; Brassicales; Brassicaceae. Gene Ontology annotation, cellular component: cytosolic large ribosomal subunit; ribosome. The coding region runs from base 53 to 709 and encodes 218 amino acids.
UUUCAUCCGUUCUCCGCCACACUAAUCUUCCAGGUAAGGGAGCGCAGCAAAAAUGGUGUCUCUGAAGAUCCAGAAGCGGCUCGCCGCGUCGGUGAUGAAGUGCGGGAAAGGCAAGGUUUGGCUCGAUCCGAAUGAAUCCUCCGACAUCUCCAUGGCCAACUCUCGACAAAACAUCAGGAAGCUGGUGAAUGAUGGUUUCAUCAUCAGGAAGCCAACCAAGAUCCACUCUCGUUCCAGGGCUCGCCGUAUGAAGAUCGCCAAGAUGAAGGGUCGUCACUCUGGAUACGGUAAGAGGAAGGGUACCAGGGAAGCUAGGUUGCCGACGAAGGUACUGUGGAUGCGUAGGAUGCGUGUUCUAAGGCGUCUCCUGAAGAAAUACAGAGAGUCGAAGAAGAUUGACAAGCACAUGUACCAUGACAUGUACAUGCGUGUCAAGGGUAACGUGUUUAAGAACAAGCGUGUCUUGAUGGAGAGCAUCCACAAGUCCAAGGCCGAGAAGGCCAGAGAGAAGACCUUGUCUGCUCAGUUUGAGGCUAAGAGGGCUAAGAACAAGGCUAGCCGAGAGAGGAAACAUGCUAGGAGAGAAGAGCGUCUUGCGAAGGGUCCUGGAGGAGAUGUUGCGCCUGUAACUGCACCACCAGCUGCUGCUGCUGCUGCUACAACUACUGCUCAAACCACAGAGGUACCGAAGAAGAAGUCUAAGAAGUGAAGAGGAUAUAGUCGUCAAGCUAUAUAGACCAGUGACUUUAAGAAGUUUUUUUUGAAUGUUUUAUGAAUUUUGGUUUGUUGAAAUACUUUUGUUGCCAAGAAAAACAUAAUUGUUAUGGUUUCAGAUUUUUAGCUUAUCAGUUUACCUACUUUUCGAAACUAUGUCUUUUUUUUUCCUGAAUGUUACUUCUUAAAUUGCUUUA